Molecule: messenger RNA, 765 nt
Organism: Emys orbicularis (European pond turtle)
Lineage: Eukaryota; Metazoa; Chordata; Testudines; Emydidae
Product: mannose-binding protein-like
Exons: 4
Coding region: 1-765 (254 amino acids)
Source: RefSeq, a predicted model, not a curated record
AUGCAUCUCUGUCAGCCUUUCAAAGCUCUGGUUCUGGCCGUGGCAUUGAUGAUGUCAUCAGGUGUGGAUAUAAAUAAACAUGAAGAGAACAUGAAUGCAUGCCCAGUCAUUCAAUGUUGUGCUCCUGGAACCAAUGGUUUAUCAGGCAGAGAUGGAAGAGAUGGGGAAAAGGGUCCCAAAGGAGAAAAGGGAGACCAAGGAGCAGGACUGAGGGGUUUGCAGGGUUUCCCUGGAAAGGCAGGACCUCAGGGAACAAAAGGAGAUCAAGGACCACAAGGCGAAAAAGGACAAAAGGGAGAAAGUGCAACAUUUGAUGCUCUUCAAAGACAAGUAACUGCUUUGGAAAAGAACAUCCAGACUCUUCAAGCUGACGUUAGCAGACACCAAAAGUUUUUUUCUUUGCGGUGGGUCAAGAGUGUUGGUAAGAAAACAUUUAUGUCAACGGGCACAAAAGAUUCUUUUAAAAAUGGAAAAUCCCUGUGUGCAAAAGCUGGAGGUGCACUCGCCUGUCCACACAAUCAUGCUGAGAACACAGCCUUGCGAGAAAUAUUGAAGGAUUCAGAACAAGCGUAUUUAGGGAUGUCUGAUGUGCAAACUGAAGGCAAAUUUCUGUAUCUGAAUGGAGAACCUGUAACUUACACAAACUGGAACACGGGAGAACCAAACGAUAACAAGAACGAAGACUGUGUUGCAAUGUAUGACAAUGGAAAGUGGAAUGACAUAGUUUGUUCAAAUUCAGAAAUGUUAAUUAUUUGUGAAUUUUAA